Lathyrus oleraceus (garden pea) is the source of this 1110-nucleotide messenger RNA. Its product is annotated as transcription factor MYB114. Gene Ontology annotation, biological process: cell differentiation; regulation of DNA-templated transcription. The transcript has 3 exons. Gene Ontology annotation, molecular function: transcription cis-regulatory region binding. Lineage: Eukaryota; Viridiplantae; Streptophyta; Magnoliopsida; Fabales; Fabaceae. Bases 174 to 770 code for a protein of 198 amino acids. Gene Ontology annotation, cellular component: nucleus. The record is from RefSeq and is a predicted model, not a curated record.
GGGUUUUCCCUUCUCAUGAAGGGUAGAUACAAGCAUAUUUAUACAUAUGGUACUCACCCACAUUCCAAUAUAUAAACAUGCCAUUUUUUUCACAUUCUUUUAAAAACUUCUUCUCUUAACUAACCUUCACUACUACACUAUCUCUCUUACUCUCUCAACAAAGCCUCAUUGUUAUGGCACCCUGCAGAAAAGAUGGACCAACUAAGAAAACAAUGAAUAGAGGAGCAUGGACCCCAGAGGAAGAUCAAAAGCUAGCUCAUUGCAUUCAAACUCAUGGUGCCAAGAAAUGGAAAACUGUUUCAACCAAAUCAGGUUUGAAUAGGUGUGGAAAGAGUUGCAGGUUAAGAUGGUUGAACUAUCUUAGACCCAAUAUCAAGAGAGGCAACAUUUCAGAUGAAGAAGAGGAUUUGAUUCUUAGGCUUCACAAACUUCUAGGAAACAGGUGGUCUUUGAUAGCUGGGAGGCUUCCGGGACGAACCGACAAUGAAAUUAAGAACUAUUGGAAUUCUCAUUUGUGCAAAAAAGCCAGUCAUGUUGAAGAAAAACCAGAAACUUCCACAACACAAGAAACUAUAGUUCAAGACAAUAUUAUUGGGGGUAGUGUUAUGUUAGAGAAUAAAGAUUCAAUUAGUGGAAGUGUCGAUUCAGAUGUUAUCUUUGAUGUGAAUGAAUUCUUAGACUUUUCCAAUGAUGUAUCGUAUGAGUUUGAUUGGGUGAAUAAACUCUUGGAAUUCGAGCAGAUUCAGUUUCCUGAGAACACAAAUAUCUGAGUGAGUAUUGUUGUAGAUAAGUAGCUCCAGUGAAGUAUAAUGUUCUGUCAAGGGAAAACAAGUUGUUCUGUUCUGCUUCUAAGUACAUGUUUGGAUUAACUGUGAUCUAAUCUAGGUGCAAAAUCACAGUGCAAUUGAAAUUUCUGCAAAUGCUGUAGGAGGAUUAUUUUAGUUAGAUUUUGUAACAUGGAAAUAAUGGUUGUUGUUAAAGCAAAUAUGUAGUAAAUUGUGUCAUUACUUGCUUAUGUAGCAUUACUCGUUAUCAGAAUAUAUAAAACUAUCUAUUUGAUUUUUAGAGAACUACUUUAAUUGGCAAGUUGGCAGUGGUACUUGAAUUAGA